AUGUCUGGAAAAGGAAAAGCAGCUACUGGAGGUCGCGGCAAGAAGACCGGCAAAAGCUCAACGCGCUCAGCGAAGGCUGGUUUGCAGUUUCCUGUUGGUCGUGUCGCUCGUUACUUACGUAAGGGUCGCUACGCUCAACGUACCGGGAGCGGUGCUCCCGUCUACAUGGCUGCUGUUCUCGAGUAUCUCUGCGCUGAAAUUCUUGAGCUCGCUGGUAACGCUGCUCGUGACCACAAAAAGACUCGAAUUAUCCCGCGCCAUAUCCAGAUGGCUGUCCGCAAUGAUGAAGAGCUUAACAAGUUGCUUGGAGACGUCACUAUUGCUUCCGGCGGUGUCAUGCCCAACAUUCACUCUGUCCUAUUACCUAAGAAGUCAGCUACGGCUGGUAAGAAGGGAAAGUCCUCAGCUUCACAAGAUUAUUAA
Messenger RNA from Plasmopara halstedii, 423 nucleotides. RefSeq names its product histone. The coding region runs from base 1 to 423 and encodes 140 amino acids. The transcript has a single exon. Gene Ontology annotation, molecular function: structural constituent of chromatin; DNA binding; protein heterodimerization activity. Gene Ontology annotation, cellular component: nucleosome. Lineage: Eukaryota; Oomycota; Peronosporomycetes; Peronosporales; Peronosporaceae. The record is from RefSeq and is a predicted model, not a curated record.